AUGUGCGUAGUCGAUCAGAAUGCCUUAGAAUCGACCGGAAAUAUUGAAAAUUAUAUUGUCUCGGAGGCUAACGCGGAUAAUAAUUACGAGCACAGAACGUUUACGCAUGCGACUAUUUACACGAAUCAAUGCUUACUUUCUACAGCGACGGUUUUAAUUUUAAAUAAUCAAAAUUCGUGGGUUAAAUGUAACGCGCUUUUAGAUAGUGCAUCGCAGUCAAAUUUAAUGAGCCAAAGUUUGUCUGAAAAGCUUAAUUUAACGUACGAAAAAGUUAAUAUGCCGUUAUCGGGCGUAGGACAAAUCGAAACAAAUAUUAUAGGCAAGACAAAAACGUGUAUUAAAUCGAGAUUCAAUGAUUUUCAAGCGAGACUACAGUUUUUAAUAAUACCGAAGGUGACUGAAAAAUUACCGUUAAUAGGAUUCGAUAAAUCGCAAAUAAAAUACCCGAAAAAUUUGAACUUAGCCGAUGAAAAAUUCAAUAUACCCAAAGAGAUAGAUUUAUUGAUCGAGGCCGAAAUCUUUUUUGACCUACUAAAAGAAGGCCGAAUGAAGUUAGGAACCGUGGGUCCUGUUUUGCAGGAAACGUAUUUCGGAUGGAUAAUUACCGGCAAUUUGAAUUUUAAUAUAAACGCGACUGUGGAUAAAUUUCAAAAACGAGUAUGUAAUAUAACAAACGUGUCAAAUAAACAGUUACAUGAUUCGUUGAGUAAUUUCUUGCUAAUCGAAGAGUUAGAAAAAGAACGCAUCUUAUCAAAAAACGAGCAGUAUUGUGAAGAUUAUUUUAAGCAAACAACUAAACGCGACGAGUUAGGUAUUUUUACGGUUAAAUACCCCUUUAAUCCUGAAUUUAAAGAGCAACUAGGUGAUUCAAAGGCUACGGCGAUAAAGCGUUUUAAAAGUUUAGAAACGAGAUUUACAAAAAAUGCCGACUUGAAAGAACAGUACGUAAACUUCAUGCGAGAGUAUGAAUCACUUGGGCACAUGACCUUUCAAAGUACAUUAGAUUCAGACAACUCGAUCGAAAAUAAGUCUUACUUUUUACCGCAUACAGCAGUACUACGGGAUCAAUCCUUGACUACAAAAUGCCGCGUAGUAUUUGACGCAAGCGCAAAAACUAGCACAAAUGUAUCGUUUAAUGACAUUAUAUUACCGGGACCGACGAUUCAAGAUGAUUUAUUUUCUAUCUUGCUGCGACUAAGACUAAGAAAAAUCGUAUUAAGUGCAGACGUAAAAAUGAUGUAUAGGUGCAUUAAAAUCGAUCCAGACGAACGUUCCUAUCAAAAAAUAAUAUGGCGUGAAAAUCCAAACGAAAAAAUGAAAAUCUACGAGUUAAACACGGUAACAUACGGGACAUCUAGUGCACCCUUUCAAGCAACGCGCUGUUUGAAAGAGGUAGCAAUUUAA
This is a messenger RNA of Anthonomus grandis grandis, 1404 nucleotides long. RefSeq lists its product as uncharacterized. The transcript has a single exon. Lineage: Eukaryota; Metazoa; Arthropoda; Insecta; Coleoptera; Curculionidae. The record is from RefSeq and is a predicted model, not a curated record. Bases 1 to 1404 code for a protein of 467 amino acids.